Messenger RNA from Closterium sp. NIES-67, 3779 nucleotides. The record is from the annotation of a GenBank genome assembly. NCBI's taxonomy places the organism in Eukaryota, Viridiplantae, Streptophyta, Zygnematophyceae, Desmidiales, Closteriaceae.
CGAGGCGACCGCAAGGGGACCACAUGCAUGCUUGUAACGGGAAAGCUGAGGUGGAUGUGGGAACUUUGGAGGUGGGCCAAUCGGGGGGAGAUAGAGGCCAGCUUUGACUCGGAGCCGCGUCACCAGGCUUGCUGCUGGCGUGGACGAAUGCUGGCGAGAACACUUGGCUCGAGGUAACAGUUCGUGGGUAACAACAGCUCGAGGUUUGAUUUUGUUUCCUCCGAACACCUGGCUCAGGCAGGGCCGUGAACAUGCGGGGGAAGAGGUUGCGUUGGUGUACAAUCAACUCAUUUAUUCCUUUUGAGGUAAUGGGACGACAAAGUACUGCAUCGCUCAAUAGCGAACCAGAUCGGCUCUCUUCGAUCGCCCCCUCCUCGCACUCGCACAUUCCCUGUCGUCACCAUAUGAGCCGCGAGUCCCGCCGACAGUGCGCGUGCUGCUGCGCGAGAGCAUGCAUGCAGGAAGCUUCUUCCGCCUCCUUCCCCGUCUGCCGCAUGCGGAAUUCCCGAGGAGCGCGCUGUCGCAGCAGCAGUGGGGAAGGGCUGCCGCUGCGGGUAGUAUUGGGCGCGAGAAUUUGCCGCGCUGGCGCCUCCUCACGCGGCAGGAGGGCAAAUCGGCGGAGGCGCAUGGCGGGCGUGGGCGGAGCGGAGACUGGGGGGACUGGGGCGCGGAAGGGGCGCAUUCGCUAAGGGGGUCGCUGAGGGGGAUCAUUGGCGGAGAGAGGCGCGGAUUGCGGAUAGCGCGGUGGUUGGGGUGGGGCGAGCGGGGGGAAGGGGGUGGCGCGCCUAGAGCUGGUGUGCCGAAGGCGAGGCGGGAGCGAGCGACGUUCGAGCUGCAUGGGGAGACGUGGGACGACUGGUACAGCUGGAUGCAGGACGUGAGCAGCCCCGCCAUGCGGCAGCACCUGCAGCGCGAGCGCGCGUACCUGCGCGCCAUCAUGGCGCGCACCCACGGCCCAACCCCUUCGCCUCGGGCUGCACCCGCGCGUGUGGGCGGGCGUGCGGAGGAGCAGCGCCCAGCGGAGCACCGGGAUGGGGGCAUGGCAGCGCGGCAAGCGCGGUCCAUGCGGGAGUGGCAGUGCGUGCUGGUGGCGGAGAUGGAGGCCAACAUGCCUCCGCCCACUCAUGCCCCUCCUGAGCCAUGCGGCCCAUGGCUGUACGGAGCGCGGGUGCCAGACGGCAGGGAGCUGCCUGUGCUCUUUCGCACACCGGCUGUCACAAGCUCUGCAGAGAACGCUAGUGGGGGAGGGCAGGGGGAGAGACAGGGGGAGAGACAGGGGGAGGAGCAAAGGGUGAAGCAAAGGGCGGAGCAAGGGGCGGAGCAAGGGGAGCAGGUGCUGGCCGACCUGAAUGAGCUGGCGGACCACUACGGCUACGUGCGCCUGGUGGAGUGCAAGGUCAGCCGCUGCCACGGGCUGCUCGCCCUGCUGCUCGACCUCUCCCCCUCCGAGUCCCCCACGCUCUUCCUCCUCUGCCUCCCCUCCGCGCCCACUCCCCUCCGCCCUCCCAUCCCCUCCCGCCCCCUCGCCCCGCCCCUCUCCGGCCGCCUGCUCUGCGCGCCCAUCCCUGCGGUGGCCACGGUGGAGUGGGCUGCUGACUCGCAGCACGUGCUGUACACCCAGCUGGACGACAGACUCAGGUCGCACAGGGUGAUGAGGCGGCGCGUACACAGUCCAGUGGAGGGGGAGGCACGGAUGCAGCACAGAGAGGGGGUAGAGGAGGGAGAGGAGGAGUGGACGCAGGAGGAAGGGGGGGAGGGCGAGGAGGAGGUGUUGCGGAGCGAGGAGGAGGGCGUGGUGGUGGCUGUGUCUCGCACCAAGGACUGGCGCUUCCUCACCCUCAACCUCAACACACGCAGCUCAUCGGAGGUUUAUCUAUUGGACGCCCACAGCCCCCAAGGGGCGCCUCAGCUGCUGCAGGGGCGGCAGGAGGGCGUGCAGUGGUUCGUGGAGCACCACGGGGGGUGGCUCUACGCCGUCACCAACCAGAGGGAGGGGAGGGUGGGAGAGGGUGGAGAAGGGGAGAAGGGAGGGGGAGGUGACGGGGGAGGUGAUGGGGAGGAGGGGAGGGUGGGGGAGUACCGCAUAGUGAGGGCGCCAGUGGGCUCUGCGCACUUUGCUGACAGCUGGCAGAGCCUUGUCAUCGGGGUGGAGGGGUCGGACGUGCGGCCAUCAGACGUGGUCAUAUCGGACAUAGAGGUGUUCCGCCGCUGCCUCGCCAUCCACUGCCUCAUCCACACCCUGCCGCACCUGCUGCUGCUGCCCCUGCCGCCCCCUGGGGAAAGGAGUGUCACGGGGGCCGAGAGUGUGAGAGGGGAGAGCAGCAGCAGCCAUGCCUGCCGUGAAGUGGUGACAGGCGGAGAGGAGGGCACAGGGUUGGAGGAGGGGGGAAAGGAGGAGUGGGGAGGGGAGGAGUGGAGAGGGGAGGGGGAGAGCAGGGAGGUGGAGGUGUGGGCGCGGGCAGUGCAGCUACCGGAGCGGGUGUGCCAUGUGGUGGCAGGGGGCAACCAGGACCACAAUGCCACUGACAUGCGCAUCAUGGUGUCGUCCCCUGUUAUGCCUGAAGCCGUGUGUGCGGUGCACAUGCCCUCGGGCGCCCUCUCGCUGCUGCACCAGGAGCCGUACGACCGCCAGCCCAACCCUCACCACCAACAGCAGCCACAGCAGCCACAGCAGCAGCAGAGGCAUCAGCAGCUGCAGCAUCAGCAGGAGCAGCCAAUAGAUAUCUCCCCUUCGACAUCACCUCCACACUCCCCCAGCACUCCCCUACCCCUAUCGCGCGUGCCUGGGCUGGCCUGCCAGCGCGUGUGGGCGAGAGCAGAGGACGGCACAGCCGUGCCGCUCACUCUCAUCCACCACGAGGGCAGGCGCACGGACGCCACGGGCCCCGCGCUGCUGGAGGGGUAUGGGGCGUACGGGGAGGUGAUGGCGGCGGACUGGGUGCCACACCGCCUGCCUCUGCUGCACCGCGGCUGGACCAUCGCCCUUGCACACACCAGGGGGGGCGGCGAGCUGGGCCACGCAUGGCACGAGGCAGGGCGUGGGGAGCAGAAGCGUCGGGCGGUGGGGGAUUUGAUGGCGUGCGCGAAGUACCUGGUGCGGGAGGGGUGGGCGGGGCGAGACAGGCUGGCGGCCAGAGGCAGCAGCGGGGGGGGCUUUCUGGUGGCAGCUGCUGUCAAUGCGGAUCCCAGCCUGUUUCAAGCCGUGGUGCUGGAUGUGCCAUUCCUAGACGGUCUGGCGUCCAUGUGCAACCCCGCCCUGCCGCUCACAGUGCUGGACCGCCACGAGUGGGGCGACCCCCUGGCUUCCCCUGCUGCUUUCCGCGCCCUGAGGGCGCUGUGCCCCGUGCUGAACGUGCAGCCAGGGGUGCGGUACCCUGCCGCACUGCUCUCCACCGCCCUGCACGACUCCAGGGUGGGGCCGUGGGAGCCGUUGAAGUGGGCAGCGAGGGUGCGGGAGGAGAGUGAGUAUGACGACAGCGAGAGGCCGGUGGUGGUGCGUGUGUGGGGCGACAGGGGGCACGUGGCGCCGAGCAGCGGCAGGGAGCAGCUGGAGGAUGUGGCGCUGGAGCAUGCCUUCCUGCUCAGGCAUGUCGGUGGAAGCGGCUGAGCAUGCCCUGCUCUUCCACCUCUCCUUUUUGGGCUCAGCCGAGCAAGGUUCAGAGCAAGCUGUGUGCUGCACACUCGUGCUGGCUCCGCUGGCUGAUUCCAGAACGUGACACCAAUCUUCCGCGCAUUGCAGCACUGAUGUGAAGAGGGUUGUCUUGACAAAAGCCAAGCUC